AUGGCAGAAUCGAACAAUGAAUUUGUUAAUGGAGAAAACGUCAAUGGCAAUGGGAAUGCUCGGGCAGCAGAAGAGUGGAUCGAAGAUCUGCCUGCGCAGUCCAUCACCACGUGGAAGGAGCUUGGGGAAGCCUUCCUUAUGCGGUUUUUCCCACCCACAAAGGUGUGUGAUUUGAGGGAUGACAUCACAGGGUUUAGACAGUAUCCAGAGGCUUAUGAGACACUUGAGAGAAUAAGCCAGAACAGUUGCCAAUGGCCAGAACAGAGAGAUGAAGCUCCAAAGAAGGCAGUUGGACUUUAUGAGGUGAGUGAAGUCACUUCCAUGGCAGCUGAGAUGGCAGCAUUGCAUAACACUGUCAAAGUUUUAGUCAAGCAAAUGGCCGAAACCAAACAGCAACCACCUGCCCAAGUAGCUGCAGCCACACCAAUCUGCUCACUUUGUUAUGGUUCCCAUUUGUUUGAGGAGUGCCCAAGAAACCCUUCUUCAGCCUUCUAUGUUGAUGACUACAAUAGAAACUACAAUAAUAGAGGGAAUUACAACCAAGGGCAGCAAUCUUAUCAGCCAAAAGAUCCUUUUCCACCUAGUUUUGACUCACAAAAUCCUAGAGAUCAACAAAGGCAAUCAAAUGCAAAAAAUCAACCUCCUCCAAAUGACCAGUGGUCAAAUCGAAUGUUGCAAAAUCAUGAGGUCAUGCUUCAAAGUCAUGGAGCAAUUUUAAAGAGCUUAGAGACACAAAUGGGGCAGAUUGCAUCUUCCCUUAGCAAUAGACCAGUGGGGACUUUUCCUAGUGAUACUGAAGCACCAAGGAGAGAUGGAAAGGAGUUUUGUAAAGCUCUCUAUUUGAGAAAUGGAAGAGAGAAAAAAAAUGUUCAACCAAUUGAAAAGGAAGAGCCUACUGUAAUUGAAGUGCAAGAUUCAGAAAGCGACAAGGAGCAAGGCAAGGCAGAUUCCAUUUCCACAAAGGUUCCAAAAACAAAACCAGGAGCAGCACUUCAAGAGGUUCUUAGACAUCCUCAAGCAACUCCAGAUCAACAUUCCAUUUGUGGAGGCCCUUCAAAACAUGCCAAGCUACAUCAAAUUUAUGAAGGCAUCCUAUCUAGUAAGAGGAGAAUAGAGGAGUUUGAGACAGUGGCACUUACUAAAGAAUGCAGCAGCAUCCUCUCCAGCAAAGUACCUCCUAAGUUGGAGGAUCCAGGUUUCUUUACGAUUCCUUGUAUUAUAGGGGAUAGGAAUAUUGGUAGAGCUUUAUGUGAUUUAGGCUGUAGCAUUAAUUUGAUGCAUGCUUCCAUUUUUAAGCAACUAGAAAUAAAAUCUUCCCCCACCACAUUAACUCUCCAACUAGCUGAUAGGUCUAUUGUAUACCCUGAAGGAAAAGUUGAAAAUAUUUUGGUAAAGGUGGAAAUAUUUAUUUUUCUUGCUGACUUCAUAAUCCUUGAUUGUGAAGUUGAUGAAAACAUUCCUAUUAUAGUAGGAAGACCAUUUUUAGCUAUAGGGGGUGCAAUGAUAGAUGUUAAAAAAGGAGAGUUAACAAUAAGGGCAAAUGAUGGCACUAUGAUCUUUAGUGUUUUUAAAGCCAUGAGAUUUGUGGAUGAUGAAGUUGAUGAUUGUUCUGCUAUAACUAUCAUUAAUCACUUGGUUGCUGCCCAUGUUCAAGAAAAUCUUGAAAUUAGUGAAUCUGCUAUUUUCGAAAUUAAUGAGAAUGCUGCAUCUGAACAUGAUCAAACAUGUGCAUUCACGUCUUAUCCUACUAAGUUCUUUGGUGAUAAACAUUUUGAGUCCCUUGAACUUCAUGAAAGAAUCACUAAACCUCUUAAACCAUCCAUUGUGGAACCACCUGGCGUGGAGUUGAAACAACUCCCAACCCACCUCAAAUAUGCUUUUCUGGGAAGAGAUAACACCCUCCCAAUAAUUGUUGCAUCUGCCCUCAAAAGCAAUGAGGAAAAUCAGCUGCUAAAUGUGCUUAAAAAUCACAAGAGAUCCAUUGGUUGGACCAUGGCUGAUAUUAGAGGCAUUAAUUAG
Molecule: messenger RNA, 2019 nt
Organism: Gastrolobium bilobum
Lineage: Eukaryota; Viridiplantae; Streptophyta; Magnoliopsida; Fabales; Fabaceae
Exons: 6
Coding region: 1-2019 (672 amino acids)
Source: RefSeq, a predicted model, not a curated record